This is a messenger RNA of Scedosporium apiospermum, 1638 nucleotides long. RefSeq lists its product as uncharacterized. The record is from RefSeq and is a predicted model, not a curated record. NCBI's taxonomy places the organism in Eukaryota, Fungi, Ascomycota, Sordariomycetes, Microascales, Microascaceae. The transcript has 8 exons. Bases 1 to 1638 code for a protein of 545 amino acids.
AUGACGUCUUUGUCAACUACCUCAGAAUCCUGGGAAGAGAAAGCCCGGCGCAAACGGGAAUCGAUACUAGCAGGCAUUCCCAAAGAAUGGCAGCUGAGCACUGGCGAUCUUGAACGCGCCCAGGGGCAACGAGACCUGACGGGGGCCUUCAUCAAUAGCUUCCUGACACCCGAGACGGUCGCCAUCAUUUCUCGCGAUCCUUGUGAAAUUGUUGCCCUUUUGCAAGAGCGCGAUUUGUCCGCUCUCCAAGUCGCAACCGCAUUUUGCCAAACCGCAGCAAUUGCGCAUCAGAUUAAUAAUUGCCUCCACGAACUCUUCAUCGACCAAGCCCUCUCACGCGCGAAAUACCUCGACGCGUAUUUCCAGGAACAUGGAAAACCUACCGGGCCGCUACACGGACUGCCAAUCAGUCUGAAGGACCAGUUCCACGUUCAAGAUGUCGACACGACAAUGGGCUACGUCGGCUGGAUAGGAGGAAAGCUCGGCGUCGAGGAAGAGGAGACGAGAACCUUCGAGAGCCAGAUUGUGACCGACCUGCGGUCUCUAGGGGCCAUCUUCUACUGCAAGACAAGCCUACCCCAGACGCUUUUGCUUGGGGAGACUGUCAAUAACAUCAUCGGCCGCACAUUGAAUCCACAUAAUAUGGGCGGUUCAGUUCGUAUACCGGCUGCUUUUUGCGGCGUAUUCUCUAUCAAGCCCACGCCAGAACGACUACCCUACCGAGGUGUGGCCAAUACCAAUCCCGGCCAAAAUACUUAUCGUUCCACCGUAGGGGUCAUGAGCACUUCACUCGCCGGCCUCGAGUUAGCUUUCAAAUCGGUGCUCGAAACAAAGCCCUGGCUCAGAGACCCGUCUGUAGUCCCCAUCCCUUGGCGGUCGGGAGAACUCGAAGAAAUUCGCUCCCAAGUAGAUUCCAGAGGUAACGCCACGGGCCGCCCGUUGAGGAUUGGUAUUCUAUGGAGAAACAUGUCUGUUGAGCCCCAUCCACCUGUUCGACGAGGUCUCAAGAUGAUUGCGGAUGCGGUACGUGAAGCUGGUCAUACCGUGGUAGAUUGGGAGCCGCCAAACCAGGCUACGGCGAAGCGGAUCCACGUCUCAUUUCUCUAUGCAGAUGGAGCGCAUGAUAUUCAUCAUCACCUGAAAAGGUCCGGCGAGCCUCUCCUCCCAGAGCUGCGCAAGUCUUUUAAGCUGCGUGACGCAAUCCCCUUACUCGAAUACCAAGACCUCACUCUCCAAGGGUUAAACUACGAGGCCGAAUACGCGGAUUAUUGGAAUUCAACAGCAGACGAAGAAGGCCACGUUGUGGACGCGGUAGUUAUGCCCGUGGCUCCGCAUGCCGCCGUCAUCCCUGGCAAGUACUAUCACACUGCCUACACAGAAGCCAUCAACCUCUUGAACUACAGCGCCGCUGUGAUUCCGGUCACCAAGGCUGACAAGGUCCUGGAUCCUAUUGAUAACACAUAUGUCCCGCUCAAUGCCAGUGACAGGCUAAACUGGGAAGCAUACGACCCUGAUAUUUACCACGGAGGACCCGUCGGUGUUCAGAUCGUAGGAAGGAAGUUUGAAGAAGAGAAAACACUUGCUAUUGCCGGCGUGAUAUACUCUGCCCUCCAGAGCCAAGCUGGUCGUCAUCCCUGA